This is a messenger RNA of Fopius arisanus, 1512 nucleotides long. RefSeq lists its product as uncharacterized. The transcript has 7 exons. NCBI's taxonomy places the organism in Eukaryota, Metazoa, Arthropoda, Insecta, Hymenoptera, Braconidae. The record is from RefSeq and is a predicted model, not a curated record. Gene Ontology annotation, cellular component: membrane; cytosol. Bases 404 to 1432 code for a protein of 342 amino acids.
UUAAUUACUUUUUGAAUAAAUUUAGCGGGAAAUGCCUUGGAUUAAAUAUAAAAUUCAUGACAUUUCGAUUCUCAUUUCUCCCUGACAACUUGACACUUCGAUAAAAUUAAAUCGAUAAAUUGUCAUUCCAACGGCUCGAGUGACACGCGGCCAAUAAUUCAGAGUUAGUCUCGACAUUUGAAACUCCCUCCAAUUCCAUUAAAACUUUUUCCCACACUUAAUAUUAGUACAAACGUUUAAAUAAAAUCGGAAGUCAAUACUCAAGAGCUAUAUAAACCCCCGACGGAAUUACAAUGUCCCCAUUUGCUAGAGCGUCAGGGACGAGUUCACACCUUCCGAUUUUUCCGUUUCAAUCGAAAAUUUAUUGCAAUUUACUGUUAAUUGUUAAAAAAAAAUUAAAAAUAUGAUUUUUCGCAAUAAAUUUUAUUUUUUAUUAUUCAUGACAUGUGGAUGGGGCUGGACAGACGGGAUUACCCCAUCGCAAUGUGACAAUUCCACAUUUGGAAGGCUUUUGUUUACGCUGUAUAACGACGUGGAAUUCAUGAACACCAGGAAAAAUCAAUUGAACAUCGACGCGGCUUUUGGAUUGGCUCUAGCCGAAGCGAAUAUCGCCGCCAUCCUGAGGUCAGACGAUAGAAAAUAUUUAAACGAUAAACAUCUGAAUUCGAUAAUUGAAAUUCGUGAGUUGGCGAGGGAAUCCCGUAAAUUUGUCCGGGAAAAUUUGAAAACCGAUACCGAUCGCCGAUUUUCAGAAGUCCUGACUAGAGUCGAUUUGUGGAUUCGACCGAUAUCUUGGAAAAAUCAUUCAUCGCUGGUGAAAUCGGCACCCGAUCGACGCUCUGUUGGAGAUCUGACGCAUGCGGGAACUCCUGAUGAACAACAGAGCGACCACUGCCUGUUGAUUAUUAUUAAUCAAUUUCUUACGGGUAAAUCCUGUCGAUUAUCAGAGGAAUGUCUCGAGAUAAUUACCAGGAACGAUCGCUCCAGGGGAUAUGCCAUGACACAUCGUUUGUUAAUUAGUCAAGUGGCGAAUGCUUUGAGGUGUGAGAAAAAUCCGUCGAUGGAUUCUAGACAAUUAAUCGAAGAUCUCUGUGGAAUCAUUCAUCAAGAUCUCCAGGAGUUGAUGGCCUCGGGUUUUCCUGGAGUCGGAGUGGACCUCGCAAUCGAGCAAAUAUUUCUCUGUGGGAUGGAGGGCUAUUCAGAAUUCGUCACGAGUCGUUACAAAAAUUUUCUCCUGAAUCAACCGAAUUCCCUCGGGUGUUUCUCAGCUAGCGGAUUUCGGAGGAAUCAUCGCAUGAGCAAUAUCUCUAAAAGAUCAUCGAAUCCCAUGGAUUUUGGGUGCGACAAUCACACGUGUGGAGUAGCUGCUGCUGCUUUGAGUUUAUUGCUCAGAGAGUGCAUUGAAAAUAGUCAAUUUUAUAUCAACAAAUAACGGGUAAACAAAUAUUUAUAAGAAUCUCCGGGACUUUUAUUUUAUUAGCAAUUUUUUUUGGAGAGAUUCCCUAAAAACCU